Molecule: messenger RNA, 1949 nt
Organism: Dermacentor silvarum
Lineage: Eukaryota; Metazoa; Arthropoda; Arachnida; Ixodida; Ixodidae
Gene: Sms
Product: spermine synthase
Exons: 13
Coding region: 415-1539 (374 amino acids)
Biological process (GO): spermine biosynthetic process
Molecular function (GO): spermine synthase activity
Source: RefSeq, a predicted model, not a curated record
UAGCAGCGAGAGCGCCGCUCGCCGCUCCUGCAUCAUCGGCCGCACUGUCGCGCUGCCGCGAUGCAAGCCGUCCUGCUCUGCUCCCUGCCGAACCUGGCUAGCCCCGCCCACAGGACUAGGACGCCCGGAACAUCGAGAGUCGACGACCAAGGCGGCCGCAAGAUCAGCUGGCCCCUCAAAGCCAGCGCUCGCAAGCAGCUGCUUUCCCGAAGAGUAGCGCCCAAGAGCAACGACGCCGGGCCUCCGGCGACCGCGGUGACGAAAGAGCCGGGCUUCACGCAGAACCGACGUCACUGACCGUUUCAUGCAGAUCAUCACGGCAGCAGACGCAAAAGCAUCAGCGAACGCCUUCGGUGCUUCCUGUCCCGAGUGGCGCCAAAUCCUGGGGCAUUCGGCUAAGAUACAGUGACCACAAUGACUGUUCGUACGGCAAUGAUGGAUGUGUGGCUGGAUAAAAGCGCCGUCGAAAGCCCAAAACGAAGAUCCACAGCUGUGAAAUCUGUGGAGGACGUGUUGUCCACUUUGGGCCUGGUGCGGAAGCACGAACUGGCCACGGCCGGCUCGCACAUUUAUCUCUACACGGCCGAGUCGGCGGGAUUGUCCUGCCUCAUCACGGUUUAUUCUAACGGCUUCUUAACAGUGACCAUAGAAGACGCGAAUCCUGAUUCUCCUCUCACCAACCAGGUCAUGGAAGAGCUCAAACUGAAAAUAAAAGAAAGCAUCAAAACUCGUAUUGAAAGGUCGGAACUGUGUUCACAUCAAUGCGAGGCCAGGCCAAUCCCGCUGAUCAAGCGAGGAACUCCUGUGCCAAACUACUACACGACCUCGGACGAGAGAAUUCUCGAGUACGACUUUGACAAGAUUGUGUUUGAGGAGAAGUCCAAGUACCAGCACGUCAAGAUCCUGCACUCGCCAACGCUAGGCAACUGCCUUCUCCUGGAUGAUCUUCAAAAUCUUGCUGAAAAAGACAUCAACUACACUCACGGCUUGAUGAAGUAUCCCAGCGUCAGCUACGCGGACAAAGAGGUGCUCAUACUAGGAGGCGGCGACGGUGGCCUUCUAUGUGAAUUGCUCAAGGAAAAACCCAAAUACGUCACCAUGGUGGAUAUUGACGAAAUGGUGAUCAGCGCCUGCCGACAGCAUCUUAGAGGGGCUUGCGGCAAUGUUCUCGACACGCUCAAGGGACCCAAUUACGAGAUAAUUAUAGAUGAUUGCGUGAAGAAGAUGAAGGAAUACAUUACCGAAGGGAGACAGUUUGACGUAGUUUUCAAUGACCUGACAGACAUUCCUAUCAGCACUGAACCACAAGGCGAACACUGGGAGUUCAUCAAAAAAAUUGUUACCAUGGGACUCGCUGUGCUUAGAGUCAAUGGACUUUUCCUCAACCAUGCCAUAGGAGUGAGCUGUCCAUCGGCUCUCGAGACCUACGAGGAACUUCUCAAAGAACUGCCGUUCAAACUCACCUUUUCAAAGCACACGGCUCAUGUGCCAUCAUUCAUGGAAGACUGGGUGUUCUACAAGAUCACGAAGUUGGAAUGAUAUUCGGGUGCUAUUAGCGCUGUACAAGGCCAUUUACCACUUGUCGAUCACUCUCUGCUCUUCCGGCGAGCGUCGACCACCGUCCGUAGCCGCUUCCGCUGCGCGGUGGACUUCCUGCCACAGCCUGCCACCUGUGCGGCCUGCGCACACCGAAUUACUCGCCCUUACUUUCUUCUUCAACUAGUACUACCUUUACAACUAAUUCUCCUUGUCCUCCGCGUUUUCGUUACUAGUCUUCUUCUGCUACCCAGUUCAUCAUCGUCGUACCGUACUAUCAUUGCUCGCGUACCACAAGGGUUCAUCAAAGCUGUAUCAAAUAAGUGUGCUAGGCAGCUCAAUGCUUUUUCCUCACAUACGCGCGCUGAACCAAGUAUACAUACACUACCCACAUUCCCGCAACCUAAUAAAAG